Molecule: messenger RNA, 2812 nt
Organism: Haliotis rubra (blacklip abalone)
Lineage: Eukaryota; Metazoa; Mollusca; Gastropoda; Lepetellida; Haliotidae
Product: high-affinity choline transporter 1-like
Exons: 9
Coding region: 868-2493 (541 amino acids)
Biological process (GO): transmembrane transport; acetylcholine biosynthetic process; choline transport
Cellular component (GO): plasma membrane
Molecular function (GO): choline:sodium symporter activity
Source: RefSeq, a predicted model, not a curated record
CCCGGGACACACACACACACUGACAGACAAUGUUUCCCAUUACACUGUCACACUCACAGACAGCGGUUUUUUUUACACUGACCCAUCACACUAUCUAACCAACAGACUACUUUCCUAUUCCUACCGACAGAGAAAGGCAUCCCUGAUAAUACAUCAUUGAAACAGGGCAUAGAUCGCCAGUAAGUUCCUAAAUACAAAUAAGCUAAAAUUACUGCAGUUAUACCGUGAGUACACUGAAUAGGUCACAGCAUCCUGCCAAGCUCUGUUGACCCACCCUGUGUAAAUGUCAACGCCACAAUCUGUUUUUACUAACGCCAAGUUGUGCCACUUUGGUAUCACAAAUGUAGUUUUGUAAAUUAAUAGUGUGUCUUUACUUCUGUUAUUCUUGCAUAUUUUGUGUUUUUUGGCGAGAUGUCGAGGUUUUGCUCGUCACAUCGGUUAUUUUUUUUCAAUUUUGAAUAGUCUGUUUGUCUUUGAAAUUUCUUUAAACAAUUAGAAAAUUUCGAACUUUUCCCUCUUACUCUUAUUAUUUGGUAUUAUUAUUUCUCUCAAUUCAAAUUAUUCUUUGAAUUGUUUAUGUUUUUAAAAUACACUUGAAAUGACGAGAAAUAAAAUCCGUACAAUAGAAGUAACUAGAAAAAUCUCGACAUGUCGAACAAUAACUUGAAAUACCAAGAAAUUUCGAUUUAAAAGAAUACGAUUUUACACCCAAUGUGGCACCAUUAAGCUUCCGUAGCCUUUCAGCCUCCAUAGUAUGUAUAGCUAUUAUUAGGGAAAACAUUCAGAACAGUAUCGGACACGCAGGCAGACGUGAAUAUCCCAUUUGCUGACGGAAUUUCAGGUUUUGGUUAACACUGAUGCGCUGCCAUGGCCGUGAAUAUCCCUGGACUCCUCUGCGUCAUCGUGUUCUACAUCCUCAUCCUCGUUAUCGGCAUCUUCGCCUCUCGUAAACAAAGGAAUAACAGUGCUGAAGACACAUUUGUGGCGAACAGGAGCAUGGGACUAUGGCUGUCGUUCUUUACCCUGUCAGCUACCAACAUCGGUGGAGGCUACAUCAACGGCACAGCGGAAGCCAUGGCAUACAGCGGCCUCAUCUGGACCAAUGCGCCCAUACUGUAUUGCGUAUCAUAUGUUAUUGCGGCGGUGUUUUACGCACCCAAGAUGAGGAGCAGUGGCUAUAUCACGAUGCUCGACCCCAUUCACCAAAAGCUAGGAGAUGUUGCCGGAAGUCUGCUCUUCUUCCCGCAGCUUAUGGGAGAUGUUUUCUGGUCGGCCGCCAUCUUGUCAGCUCUCGGGUCAACCAUGUCCAUUAUCCUGGACCUCGACCCUGUCUUGUCUGUCAUCGUGUCCAGCUGUGUGGCCGUGUCCUACACCUUCAUAGGAGGCCUGUACUCUGUGGCCUACACUGAUGUCAUCCAGCUCAUCUGUCUUUGCGUGGGACUGGUUGUGUCAUGUCCGUUUGCCUUCUUCCACCCAUCCGUUGACCUGUCCAGAGUCCAGGACACGUGGCUGGGUGAGCUGCCCACAAACAUGAUCGGGAUAUACAUUGACUUGUCAUGUCAGGUGGUCUUUGGAGGCUUGUCGUGGCAAGCUUUCUACCAGAGAAUUUUGGCUUGCAAGACACCCAGUGUUGCCCGCACAAGUGCGAUUCUAGCUGCGAUUUGCAGCUUACUUGUUUCCAUACCGUCGGCAGCUAUCGGAGUAGUCGGGGCAGCAGCAGAUUGGAAUCAGACAGCAUACGUAGGCGAAGUCCCGAUACCACAAGAAUAUCACAGCUUUAUCCUUCCCAUGGUGCUCAACUACCUGUGUCCACUUCCGGUGGCAGUGUUGGGACUUGGUGUGGUGGCUGCUGCUGUCAUGUCAUCUGCCGACUCCUCUGUCCUCUCCAGUGGAACCAUCUUUGCUAAGAAUAUCUACAAAGAUGUCAUACGUCCGCAGGCAAGCGACCGAGAAGUGAUUUGGAUCUUGAGAGUCGGUAUCCUGGUGACUGGUGUAUUGUCGUGUAUCAUUGCCAUUUUUGUUAAUUCGGUCUAUGGACUGUUCUACUUGUGCUCCGACCUCAUGUACGUCAUCCUCUUCCCCCAACUCACCUGCGUUCUCUGGAUCGGGUUCACCAACACCUACGGCUCUCUCGCCGGCUUCUUAUUCAGUUUCCUCAUCAGAAUAUCUGGUGGGGACCCUCUGCUCAGCAUACCGGCUCUUAUCCACUACCCAUUUUACUCAGAAGCUGAUGGCCAAUUAUUCCCUUUCAAAACCCUGGCGAUGAUAGUCAACUUUGUGGCCAUCAUAUCUGUGUCAGCGUUAACUAGGCUUGCGUUCCGACGUGGGUUGCUGCCAAUCGGAUUAGAUUUGUUUAAUGUGAUGAAGAGAGAAGAGGACGCCAAGAGAGCUGAAGAGCGAGGAGAAAAUCUGAUGAUGAAGGAAAGAGAGGUCGGAUACACAGAUUUCGCACAAAAUAAAAAUAUGCCACUUCGGGAUAAUUAUUUUCAGUAACCACCAAGAAACAGUUUUGUGCUCGUUAUUAGUCAUGACCGCACUGGUAAUCCACAGAGUCAGUUGAUGGAGACCUCAACGUUCAACACAGGACUAGCUCUACUCGAAGAGAGGUUCAGUGUCAGGUUAAAUGAUAUUUCACUGGCCCAGGAGAAUGUUAACAACAGUGUAUCACAAACGUUGUUACAUUGAAUGAAAGUAUUUUUCUGUCAGUGGUAGUGAUGUAAUUCCUUACAAUGUCAGUAGCCCUAUCUCAGAGAAAAAUCUCAGUGUUCCAAUUUGUAUUUUUAGUAUCAAUAAAGUUGAAUCUACGUACUCA